UCUCUCUCUGCUACACACAUGAAACACAGCCCUCUCUCUCUGCUACACACAUGAAACACCUCUACCAGUGUGCUUUUAGCUGCUAACCCUUUAACUCUUCUGAUGGUCCAAUCAGGAACCAAAGAACACAAUGGGUGCAUGAUUACACUCCAACACAAUAACUAUUAACAUGUGACAGUGUAAAUGUACACACACAUCACUAUUUACUCAUGACGUGUGCAUGUGGCUGUGUUUGUGUGUGUGUGUGUGUGUGUUUGUGUGUGUGUGUGUGUGCGUGAGAACAGGCUACAGAAGGAGAGUUGCAGCCCAUGACAGAAGUGGACCUGUUUAUCUCCACUCAGAGGAUCAAGGUGCUGAACGCCGACUCCCAGGACAUCAUGAUGGACCACCCCCUCAGGACCAUCUCCUACAUCGCUGACAUCGGCAACAUCGUGGUUUUGAUGGCCCGCCGCCGCAUGCCCCGCCCCGACGGCCCUGACAGCGCCGAGGAGGCGGAGCCAGCGCAGGAGGAGAAACGGCAGUACAAGAUGAUCUGCCACGUGUUCGAGUCUGAGGACGCUCAGCUCAUAGCUCAGUCCAUCGGCCAGGCGUUCAGUGUAGCCUACCAGGAGUUCCUGAGAGCCAAUGGGAUCAACCCUGAGGACCUGAGCCAGAAGGAGUACAGUGACCUGCUCAACACCCAGGACAUGUACAACGAUGACCUGGUCCACUUCUCCAAAUCUGAGAACUGCAAAGAUGUGUACAUAGAGAAGGCCAAGGGAGAGAUUCUGGGCGUUGUGAUCGUGGAGAGUGGGUGGGGCUCCAUCUUGCCCACUGUCAUCAUUGCCAACAUGAUGCAUGCUGGGCCGGCAGAAAAGUCCGGCCGUCUGAACAUCGGGGACCAGAUUAUGUCCAUCAAUGGGACCAGCCUGGUGGGUCUCCCCCUCAACACCUGCCAGAGCAUCAUCAAGGGUCUGAAGAGCCAAGCUCGUAUCCAGCUUAACAUCGUCCGCUGUCCCCCGGUGACCACGGUCCUCAUCCGCCGCCCAGACCUCCGCUACCAGCUGGGCUUCAGCGUGCAGAACGGCAUUAUCUGCAGCCUUAUGAGGGGGGGCAUCGCCGAGAGGGGCGGGGUCAGGGUGGGCCACCGCAUCAUUGAGAUAAACAGCCAGAGUGUGGUAGCCACGCCCCACGAGAAGAUCGUCCACAUCCUGUCGAAUGCCGUGGGAGAGAUACACAUGAAGACGAUGCCAGCAGCCAUGUACCGGCUGCUCACUGCCCAGGAGCAACCAGUUUACAUCUGAAUGACUUAACCCUGACCUUUCAACUUUGAGUCCUUGUAAAAACCCUCCCAACAGCCCCCCCCCCCUCC
Hypomesus transpacificus is the source of this 1351-nucleotide messenger RNA. Its product is annotated as amyloid-beta A4 precursor protein-binding family A member 1. NCBI's taxonomy places the organism in Eukaryota, Metazoa, Chordata, Actinopteri, Osmeriformes, Osmeridae. Gene Ontology annotation, biological process: chemical synaptic transmission. The record is from RefSeq and is a predicted model, not a curated record. The coding region runs from base 309 to 1283 and encodes 324 amino acids. Gene Ontology annotation, cellular component: plasma membrane; cytoplasm; dendritic spine. The transcript is spliced from 7 exons. Gene Ontology annotation, molecular function: protein binding; amyloid-beta binding.